UCCCAUUCUUCUCCCAUCUCCGCCAUAUCCCACGAAACGGGCAUGGAAUCUUAUACCAAGGCCCGGCGAAGAAGAUUGAGAUUUCGAGCUGUGGGAAAUGGAGUUUGAGGUCUCCUACAGCCUGGAAAACGAGCAGCAGUUCUGGGAUGAACUGGAUGAGAUUGUAUCUACGCAAUGUGACUCGGAAGAUCGUAUCGACAAUGCCCUGCGAAGUUACUUGAACUUCACCACCAAGUACAAAGAGGACUACCUCCAUUCCGAUUACGACAUAUCGCGUUGCUCGUACAAGCUUCUCUCCUCGACACUCUUUCUCGAUCAUGCGGACUACGUGCGAAGACAGAUCAUCUACAGUCUGUUGCAGGAAGAUGAAUCGGAUUCCCUCCACCUGAUAGCGUCAUUUCUCCUCUUUGACGGUCGGCAGAACGAGAAUACCUUCAUUGUGAUGAGCGAGGAGGGCUUGUUCCCUCGGCUGCUAGAAUUAAUACAGGCUCAGAAGAAAGAUGACCCAGAGAGUGCUGGCACUGGCCUUCAUCGGAUUUUGAUGGAUCUGCUGUAUGAGAUGGCGAGGAUUCAGAGGCUGAGGAUUGAAGAUCUUGUUCUCGUGGACGAUGAGUUCAUCAAGUACCUCUUCGAACUUAUCGAAGAGCUCUCUUGUGACUCCAAUGACCCAUAUCACUAUCCCGUCAUCCGUGUGCUGCUUGUUCUGAACGAGCAGUUCAUGAUUUCGGCCCAUGACCCAGUCGAUGAGCGUGCUGCAUAUGCUCCCCCAACGAACAAGGUUAUCAAGGUUCUUUCAAUGCAUGGUAGCUAUUAUAAAACAUUUGGUGAGAAUAUCAUUCUCCUUAUUAAUAGAGAAGCCCAAACGUCAUUGCAGCUUCUGACCCUAAAACUUCUGUAUCUUAUUUUUACAACCCCCAGCACUUACGAAUAUUUCUAUACUAAUGACCUUCACGUCCUGGUUGACAUACUCAUUCGAAACCUUUUGGAUUUGCCGGAAGAGGCCGUUCCCCUGCGGCACACCUACCUGCGCGUUCUCUAUCCGCUACUGGCGCACACGCAGUUGAAAUAUCCUCCGCACUACAAACGAGACGAACUUCGGCGAAUGCUAAACCUCCUGGUUCCCGGGCUCUUCUCUGCUGGUGACGAAGAACAUGAGAGGAUCAUACAUUUUGACGAUGCGGAUAGCACUACGAAACGACUUGUUUCGCGGUGCGCGAGUGUCGAAUGGUUGCAGGACGAGGACAGAUCCAAUAGUCCAAAAGCUGGCUCGCCACGUGUGGACAGGGCAAUCUCUCAACAAUCUGAUACCGUUGCUUCUGUUCCUAUUCUGAGCUUGUCUCCUGGUACCGAAGACAAUGCGGAUACCGAUGGCCCAUUCGGGGCAACCAGAAUACUAUCCAGCCCUACAACGUGUAGUUCACCUGACACCUAUUCACCGACGCGGACCGACAUACAAGUACCAUCAGCUCGAUUUCAUCAAAGUCACAAGCCCAGCCUGGUGCAAUCACUCGGGGUACAAUUGCAACCUGCUACUUCAUCCUCAACGAGCGUCCAAGAAGUAGCGGCGGUUCAACAUGAACAGCGCUCGAGAAACACCCCGUCGCCUUCUUUUUCCGAUUCAACACCAAGCCCGACCAGGACAGAAAAGAAAUUCAAAGUCAAACCCGAGCCUCCAAAAGCAAGGCGAUGGCGCGGUAGACGUGGCCCAGGUGCCGAAGGCCACAGUCCAGAGCCGAGAUCGACCGCUAUCACGCCCCCUCCUCUUCCUCCUGCUUCUAUUGAUACCACUAUCGAGACAGUAACUGAACUGACCCACUCCGUCAGCACAUCCCUUGUGCCCCCCGUCCCAAGUUAUCCUCGCUCCGCUUCUCACUCUCCCCCAGCGGUACCUCCGCCCCGCAGAUCGACCAUCGCAGCACACAUACGCUCGCACCUAAUUACCGGGAGCAGUAAUGACAACCAUUCCAGUAACGGCCAUCGCGACAGCAACGCUACGUACAGUUCUUGCGAUUCUGUUGAGGCCGUAGGGACUACAGUCCCAAAUCUCCUGCAUCAGCCUCAUCAUAACAAGCAUGGCCCGAAACCUGAACCUCCGAAAUCGAGGCGUGGAAGCCGUACAGUCGCGAAACAUUCAUACGACACUUCUCUGGACUCUGUUGACAAUAAAUAAACAAUGACAGGAAACGAAAUGGCGCAUAGAACCGGGAAACCACAGCAUGUGUUCAGGAGUUAUGGGGAGAACAGGGUAAAUGGAUUGCUGUUGUACCGUUCUGGUAAAUCAUUAAGAUCAUACUGAUAUUGCCUGUUUUGGGUGAGUCUGGUUUGGUAUGUUCUCAAGUACAUACAUGCAUACACGUACAUACAUAUCUAAGACACCUUCGAGGCCUUCCUUUCCAUUUUAGUGCUCAGGUCUUGGUACCUUUUGCUCACUGAGCAGAUUUGAGUAGAGUGGAUGCUGGAGUGGGCAUUCCCUGAGCUGCUCAUGGGGUGGACGCUGAGUAGUAGACUUCCAUUUUAG
Monascus purpureus is the source of this 2518-nucleotide messenger RNA. NCBI's taxonomy places the organism in Eukaryota, Fungi, Ascomycota, Eurotiomycetes, Eurotiales, Aspergillaceae. The record is from the annotation of a GenBank genome assembly.